AUGGCGUCAGCAGCCUACUACAAGAAGCAGCAGGCGCAGCAGCAUCUCGCCAACAGUGAGGUGCAGUCCAUCACAGAAACGUUGGUCGCGGCAGUGGCGCAGUCCCGCCCUCGAAGCCCCCUGCGCGCUCUGCUUCAAACACUAGACCGUAUGGAGGGAGAGGGGGCGGAGUCGACACCUGCGGCCGCUAAUACGGCACCACCUCUCGUCACCCCGUGCCUCAUCCUUCUCGCCGGUCUGCCUGGCUGCGGUAAGUCUGUCCAGGCUUCGCACAUCGCCGCCUUCCUUGGCGGUGUUCCCUGCGCCGUGCCGUCGUUGGUCCAGGAUGCGUUGAACGGUGGCCGGCUUCCCGGUUCGAAGGACGUGUACGUUCCUCAGUCCCUCCAAGUGGAGCUGAGGGCAGCCAAGAAGGCGCUCGCACAGCACGUGGCCUCGCUGCCACCCGAUCUCGUGGUGCGACUCAUCGUGAAUCGCAUGCAGUACGAGACUCGUCAGCGCCAAGCUGCGGCUGGCACUGGGUUUACGCCAGGGGAGCAACUUCCCUCGUCGAAGGUGUUCUUCGUACUCGACGGCUAUCCCUCUACCAUCGCCGAGGCCCUGGCUCUCGAGGCGGCGGCGGGGCAGGAGAUUUCGGUAGUGAUUACCCUACGCUGCUCCACCGACUGUCUGCAGGCGCGUCGCCACUCUCCUGUUCCUCCUGCUUGCCAUGCCUCCCUUAGCAUCUUUGAGGAGUACUGGAGCGCUCAGCACAAGCUACGGGUCGUGGACGGCGCACAGAGCAUCGCUGCCGUCACGCGGCGGGUGCUAGCCGUCCUGCAGGAGGAGUAA
This is a messenger RNA of Leishmania braziliensis MHOM/BR/75/M2904, 828 nucleotides long. RefSeq lists its product as hypothetical. Bases 1 to 828 code for a protein of 275 amino acids. NCBI's taxonomy places the organism in Eukaryota, Euglenozoa, Kinetoplastea, Trypanosomatida, Trypanosomatidae. The transcript has a single exon. The record is from RefSeq and is a predicted model, not a curated record.